CAACGCGCUUCACUCCCCUGCACCAUCGCGUUUCCAUUAUCAUUACACCGAGGACUCUGCCGCUAGAUCUACCAGACGAACAAGCCGAUUAUUCGCCAACUUAGAGUCUAAUCCUUCCAAGGCGACAGUAUCCAACUAGGCGUUAUCCAUCAAUCACCAAGCCACGAAAUGAAUUGAACCUUCUUCCACUUUGAUCCGCCGAUUACCCUGCCCGAGCUGGUCAACUCCUCCGGCACCCCGCCGACUCAGGUUUACAGCAAUGAGGCGUUAAGGUUCGGUCACUCUUCACUUGCGCAACCAUUCUGCGUACCGUGGCCUAUAUAAAAAUUUCACCACUGGCUGAGGGAUCUGUUGCGCACACUUCUUCCAACCACUAGCGGUACCGCCACUGGCCUAACCAUGUCGACCGCCGUUCAGCCAUCCCCACCGGCUCCUGCUACCUCGGGCGCGGAGGCUCAGGAGGCUACGCCGAACCCGAUCAAUGUCCCAAUUGUCGUCAGGAAUUUCAAGGCGUCUGACCUACCGCUCACCUCGGCCACGCGAUCUGCGAUCGAAGGGUUAGCUCACAGCUUCAAGAAAAAGGGCGGAUAUGAUGCUAUUCGUAAACAAGUCUGGGAGAAGUUCGCUAGUGACCACGAAUCCGAGAUCGUCAAACAGAUACUCCAAGUAGCCGAGCAAGAAGUCGAGCGCAACCCUUUACAACUGCUUACACUCGACCGCGGCAAAGCAGCGGCCCUCAUCGACGGCGCCCUCGACCGAAACGAAGUCUACCAGAAGGCACAGGCUGUAAUCGAGAGUCUGAUCGAUACCGACGCACUAGAAGCUCAUCUUCGUGAACUUCGACGUGCAGAGAUAGGCGACGAGGCGGCCGACGAAGAGCGUAUCCGCGGCUCCAAGACGGACGAAGAAUAUGCAGCCGAGACUGCCGCGCGCCGUGCGGAGAGGGAACGUGUGCGUGAAGAGCUCAGAUUAGUGGAGGAGAAAAAGCGAAGACUCGAACGUGAGAUCAAGGAAAAGGAAGAGCAGAAACGACGAGAAGAGCGGAGAAAGAAGCAACUCGAGGAAGAUGCAAUCAGGGAAAAGGAACGCGAGGAGCGGCGCGCACGACGGGAACAACGUGAACGGGAAAGGGAACUUAGCCGGGAACGCCGCCACCGGGAGAGGGACCGAAACCGUAGCAGGGAUCGCGAUCGCCACAGAGACCGUGAUCGCGAUCGUGACAGGGGCCGGGGCAGGUCUAGGGAUAGGUCAAGGGGCCGGGACAGGCGCCCUAGUAGGGACGCCAAGGCCAGGAAUGACCAUGGCCGCCCCGAGGACGUGAAGACGCAACUUUCCAAGGAGGAUAAUGAACGCCUAGAACAAGAGGCGUUGGCCGACCUUUUGCGCGAGAGCAAGCGCGUAGCUGCGAAACAACCUGAGCUGGAGGUUGACACUACUCUGGCACCGCCACCGAGACGGACAAAGCCCGCUUCUGCAAUCGAUCCAAUCCGCCGAGCAUCGCCAAAAGUCGCUGAGGUCAAAAAGACAGCAGAUAUUGCAGGCAAACCUGGAGUUACUGAGGAGACAAAGGAGGCCAUUGAACCUAAGGAGACCGUUGACACUAAGGACGUCAAGGAACCGAAGGAAACCGCCACCCGGGUCGAUUCGCGGAGAAGCAAGAGUCCUUCGCCAGGGGCUCGUGGACAUCGUGACAAGGAGCGAGAAAAAGACAGAGAAGUCGAGAAAGACAGAGACCGUGAUGACGAUCGAAAACGGAAAGACAACAGGUCAGCCUCUCCGCGCGCGAGGCGUACCGAGCGAAGCCGUUCACACAGGCGAGAACACAGUCGCUCCCGUCUUCGUGAUCGGAGAGAGCGCAGCCGUUCGCGUCCCAGAUUGGAUCGACGAGAUGAUCAUGUCAGAGAUCGGAGCCGUUCUCGACGGAGGGCGACAGAGCGUCGUGACAGGAGUCGCUCACGCGUCAGAAUCACUGACCGGAGGGACGACACUAGACGGGCUAGAAGCCGUUCACGCGCUACACGAGAUGGCCGUGAGAGGAGCCGCUCUCCACGGCCUAGAGUCGAUCGCCGGGAUCGUUCACGGUCUCGCUUAAGGACCGCGGAUCGGGACAGGCGAGCAAGAAGCCGCUCCCGCUCGCGUGAGCGACGGGAAGCUGAAAAAGAAACCACUGCUAGUGCCGCCGCCACACAGAUUCCCAAGAGCCCUAGCAUUACCGUCACUAAAGACACUACCACUGCUCCUACCUCUACUGCACGAAUAGCACCACCCACCCCAGGCGGCCCAACCACCACCGGCACGUCAACAAUCACCGUGCCCAUGAUCACAACUCCACUCUCCAUAGCCUCAACUGCGCCUCGCCCACCCUCCCACCUCGACCGCGACGAAAAGGAAGCUUGGAAACAAGCCGAAGUGAAGAAGCGCGAGCAGGAAGCCAAGGCCUACCUAGCAGCGCAGAAGCAAGCCCGCGAGAAGGGCAUGCCCAUCCCCGGCAUCAACGACAAGCGGGUCGGAGGCGGCAAUGGCACUCCCCUCGGUAGCACCAACGGAGGUGACCGGUCGCCCGAUCUCAAGCGGAGACGAGGAAAUGACCGAGACGCCAGGGACACUCCUCGAGAUAGCAGGGAUAACAGGGACAACAAUCGCGACCAUAACCGUGGUGGUGACCGUGGCGACCGCGAGCGUGAGCGUGAACGUGAGCGUGAAGCCCCCCUGAUCGACUCCGAUAACCGGUACGUCCCCUCCACUGCCGCAAGGGUCGUUGCCGAGCGGGAUCGGGAGAGGGACAGGGAGGCCAGAGAGGCCAGGGAGGAGCGCGAGCGUGAGCGCGAAAGGGAGAGAGAACGAGACCGGGACAAACCUCGUCCGGGCCCGGAUCGCUACGAUGGCGACCGAGGCCGAGAUGAGAGGGGUGAACGGGAUAGGGAUAGGGAUCGCCGUGACCGGGACCGCGACCGGGAUCGUGAUCGUGACAGAGAUCGUGAACGGGACAGGGAUAGGGACAGGGACAGAGACAGAGACAGAGACCGCGACGAUGGUCGUCGCCGAAGCUCGAUAGUCCGUCGCCGUAGCCGAUCAAGGAGCCGCGGGGACCGUGGUGGCGAUCGUGAGCGAGACCGUCACCGUGAUCGUGACCGGGACAAUAACCGGCGUGAGAGGAGUCGUGAUAGCCGACGGGACAGAAGUCGCGAUCGGGAUAGGGAUCGUGACAGGGAUAGAGAUAGUAGAGACUACCGAGGAGGAGAUCUUCGCCGUAACAGCCAUCAUCAUAGUAGGCGGGACAGGAGUCUGUCAACAUCCAGACGGGACCGCGACCGCGACCGCGAUCGUGGUGGGGAUCGAGCGGGAGGAAGACGGGAUAGGAGUCGUAGCCAAAGACGGUAGGGAUGUCAGAGGCACUGACUUCUACUCGGAAUACGGAGAUGAAUGACUGCUAGAAGAUGAGAACAGAGUCAUAUAUAGCUUAGCUUAGGCGUAUUAUUAGAUCGAUAAAUAAACGAUCACUAUACCCAG
This is a messenger RNA of Neurospora tetraspora, 3510 nucleotides long. Its product is annotated as complex proteins associated with Set1p component shg1-domain-containing protein. The record is from RefSeq and is a predicted model, not a curated record. The transcript is spliced from 2 exons. Gene Ontology annotation, cellular component: nucleus. Bases 400 to 3381 code for a protein of 993 amino acids. Lineage: Eukaryota; Fungi; Ascomycota; Sordariomycetes; Sordariales; Sordariaceae.